AAAAGAAUAAACCUUAAUUAGAUUUCAAAAAUCAACCAUGGAACAGGAUCGCAUUCUAGCGACGUUUAAAAUAUUAAUAAUUGGCGAAAGUGGUGUAGGCAAAUCUAGCCUCAUGCUGAGAUUUACAGAAAAUGACUUCGACAGCGAUCAGGCGCUUACGAUCGGGGUUGAUUUUAAGACCAAAAUGCUCGACAUCGAUGGUGUGAAAGUGAAGCUGGCUAUAUGGGACACGGCCGGGCAGGAAAGGUUUCGAACGCUCACACCGAGUUACUACAGAGAUGCCCAGGGAGCCAUUCUAGUAUAUGACGUCACUAAGAAAGACACCUUCCAGAAGCUGGAAUCUUGGUUGAACGAGCUGGAAAUCUAUGGUACACGCAACAAUAUGGCUAAAAUGAUCGUGGGCAACAAGAUUGAUCAACCCAACCGAACCAUAACCAGAGAUGAGGGUUUCCGAUUUGCGAAAAAACACCGAAUGAUGUUUAUUGAAACAUCGGCAAAAACGAGCGAAGGCGUGAAGGAUGCAUUCGAAGAGGUAGUUCGUAAGAUUUUGGAAACAGACGGACUAUGGGAGCGAAAUGAUUACGGUGACGGUGUGGAUCUUCACGGCAACCGGGCUUCCUCUACCGGUUCAUGUUCAUGCUAGCUUUCUAAACCAUCCGUCUCCGUGUAGCGCAAAUAGUACAUACGUCAAAAAGUGCAGCCAUAACCGCGAAGCUCGUACAAAACUGCUAUUGUUGCGGACAUCGAACUUGUUGAAUAAUGUAACACUAGUCCGACUAGUUGCUUAGCCGCUCAUCUUGUACUAUUCCGUACUAUUUAUCAUGAUAUUCAACAAAAUGGCAUCGUAAAUAAGGUUUUAUGUUUCUUUUAAUACCAUAAAUUGAAAUAUUUUUUUCUCGUUUUUCAAAGAUUAUCUGUGGUAGCUUUAAGGUAACUUAAGGGUUAAUAAAA
Molecule: messenger RNA, 951 nt
Organism: Anopheles nili
Lineage: Eukaryota; Metazoa; Arthropoda; Insecta; Diptera; Culicidae
Product: ras-related protein Rab-18-B-like
Exons: 3
Coding region: 38-643 (201 amino acids)
Molecular function (GO): GTP binding; GTPase activity
Source: RefSeq, a predicted model, not a curated record